Molecule: messenger RNA, 3180 nt
Organism: Taeniopygia guttata (zebra finch)
Lineage: Eukaryota; Metazoa; Chordata; Aves; Passeriformes; Estrildidae
Source: RefSeq, a predicted model, not a curated record
CUGGGAAAGGGAGGGGAUUAGGGAGGAGAACGGGGGGGACAAACAUGGAUUCAAAGCUAAACACACCACAACAGCUUUCCGCUUUGUCAAGAAAGAUUUCUGAAAUGAGCCAUUCGCAUUCAUUACCAAUUCUCUUCAUACAGAAUAAUACGCAGCGUGAUUCCUGGCCAGCACUAGGAAAUAGGGCCCAGCCCGGGCCGGCUGGGUUUGGCCGGUGCCCGUGAAGCCUCUGCCCGGCUCCGCCCGCCCGCCCGGGGCGCUGGGCGAGCGCUGAGCUCCGCCGGGCCCGGCCCUGCGCGGAACCCUCCGCCCGCGGGAAGGGAGGGGGAGCCCGGGGGAGCCCGGCGAGGAGGCGGGGGAGGGCGGCCCCGCCGGCGGGAGUGGCCCCGGAGCCGUGCGGGCAGGCCGGGCCCGCUCCGGGAACCGCUGCUCCGCGGGGAAUCCUCCCCUCGGCCCCCGCCCGGGUCCCUCUUGUCCCGGGCGGCCGCGAUGGACUCCGGCAGCGAGACCCACGAACUCAACGGGACGGCGGAGGGCGCGGAGUCGGCGGCCGAGGAGCAGGUGUAUGGAUGGCCCUGGACAGUGGUGUGGUGGAGAAAGGAGUAGCAAGGAAAGGAGAGCAAGCAAAGCUCACACAGUGGCCAACUUCACAUCAGUCCUUAAAAGAAGACUCAAGAGCAAUGAAGGAACUUUUUGGCGCAGAAGGUGGCAGUGGUUCCAAAGGAACAGACCCAUCAACAUCAACCACUACGCCAACAAGAAGAGCGCGGCCGAGAGCAUGCUGGACAUCGCCCUGCUGAUGGCCAAUGCCUCCCAGCUCAAAGCUGUCAUGGAGCAAGGGCCCUCCUUUUCCUUCUACGUCCCACUGAUCAUUCUCAUCGGUCUGUCGCUCACCCUGCAAGUUAUGGUGGGAGUGCUCCUAAUAUUCCUUGUAAGAUAUGACCUUAACAACCCUGCAAAGCAUGGAAAGCUGAAUUUCCUCAACAACCUUGCAACUGGACUGGUAUUCAUUAUAGUAGUUGUGAAUGUUUUUAUCACUGCCUUUGGAGUGCAGAAACCAGUUGCUGAGCCAGCAUCAAGACAGUAAGACCAGAGACCUGGAGCAUUCAUUUUAGAUGCCAUUUCCAGUUGAGCCAAUUACACUGGACACAGUGGGGAAAGAAAAAUUUUUUUAAGAAGCUGGACACAGCAAGCAGCUUUCUCAAGCUUCCAACACACUUGUAUACCUGAAAUUUUCCCAUGUGUUAAUAUUUAAACUAAGAAAAGGUUAGUUUUGCCCUAAGGAUGCUGUUUUUCUGGAAUAUUGGCAUUUCAAUUUCUGAAGAAACUUAAUUUUUUUUUUUCAGAGAAGUAGCAUAAAUUCAUGAAACAAGGAAAUAUCAUCUGGUAGCAUUUCACAGGACUUUUCUUUUUGCAUGCCUUUGGUAUUUGUGGCAAUCUGUCAUUUCAAUGAUGGUAAGAAAUGUCAGGCCUUUGAUUCUGGCAUGGUCACAUUGUCCUUUAUUUCACAGCUUGGCACCAAACCCAUGUACUCUGUAGCCCAGCAGGGCACUUCCUUUGCAGCGUAUAAAGGUAGCUGUGCUUUUGCACAGCUUUUUGUUUGCUUUUUUUUCCCACUCUAGCUAAAGGAAAGAUGAGACAAACAGAAACAAGCAGCAUUCUUUUGCCUAGCUUUGUUCACAGGUAAUCAUUUGUAUUGUUUGUUCUGUACACAUUUAAAAUGUCCUGUCCUUCAUGCACAGACACAAAUAACCUAACUUAAUGUUUUUUUACCAUGAACUGCUCUUCUGUGUAUUCUGUGCAUUAUAUUUAUUUGUUUGAGUCAUAGAGUAGUUUGGAUUCAAGGGACCUUUAAAGGUCAUCUUGUUCCAUCCCCUGCCCUGGGCAGGGACACCUUCCACUGUCCCAGGCUGCUCCAAGCCCUGUCCAGCCUGGCCUUGGGCACUGCCAGGGAUCCAGGGGCAGCCACAGCUGCUCUGGGCACCUGUGCCAGGGUCUCACCACCUUCAUUGUAAAAGGAUCUUUCUUAUAUCAAAUUACUGGAAACUGUAUUAGAAGUGCCACCUUUUCUAGGCUCAACUGGUAAACUAGAUCCAGGGUAAACUUUACCCAUUAAACUGGUACCAAGUGCCUGUCAGCAGCAAUUCAAAUGGCAAAAUGAAUUGAGUUUUUCUCUCUAGUUUCCUCUCUCUCUUCCCAUCAUUGAUUGCUGCAGUUUUGUUUCUUUUAUGAGUUUAUGGCUAAAACAAAAUAAAUGUUUAAGUUUUUAUUUAUAAAUAUAUAUAUAAAGAGUUAUAAAUAUUUUCUAGUUUCUUACCUGCUGGCUCAGGGGCUUACACUUUUUCUAAAUACACUAUUGCUAAUAAUGAUGUAAGUUGCAAGAAUUUCUUCAGCAAAAACAUUUUAGUCAUUUUAUUUCCAAAGUAUCAUACCUGCUGUAAGAAAAAUCUGAAUUUUCUAGGUUGCACUUAUAUGUAGAUGCAAGAUGCAGAUUUGUAUGAAUCAAUUUUCUUGGCAUCAAUUUUCAAAAGCUCCUUUGUACGUAAGCAUAGAAGAUUGACUUCAUGUGUCUCAUCUCAUUUACAGGUUUUACUACUGACCUUUCUCUUUGGUUAUGUCUCAAAACCUGUUGGUGUACCAGACUUUCAUGUAUAUGUUCUGUAAGAAACAAAUCAAACUUGUGUGAUUUGUAAUGGAAUAGACAUUCUUUUUUAUUUUCUAAUUUGUCUUUUGUUACCUCAUUUCCAUUGUAACAUGUACUUAACCAGUAUCCAGCAGGCAGUGGUUUAAUUUUGUGGGCUGUAGUAAUGUAAACAUAACUCAGAACAAGUUCUGAAUGAGGCACGCAGGACAACUUUCUUUCUGUAUUUAUUUUUCACAAACCACCAACUGUAGGACUCUUCAUGCCCACUCAUGGCUGUCACACUUCUGAUGCUGCUUCCCAUGUCUUUUCUUGUAAUUAGGUAAGAUUUGCAAACCAUUUUCAGACAUAAAAUCUGUAUUUUAAGUCUUUGAAUCCUUCAGAGUUCAUGUAUUUUUUAGCAGACAGAAGCAUCUGCAAGUUGGUUUCAAGUAUAAAUAAUUUAAUCACAGGAUUAUUAUUCUUUUAAGUCAGGUGCUGCUUUAAAAUUUGGGCAAGUAUCUCAGAGGGGCAGCAAACAAAUACAUGCGUUUGACUCA